CUUGACACCUCCAACCACGAACUUCCAUCAAUCAACUCUCAAGUCCACGUCAGCCCCAAGUCCUCUCAGGGGUCCCUUGUCCGCACACACCCAAACCAAAAAUAAUAUGCUGUUAAUUUGUCACCAGUCCUUCUUAAGUAGCAACAUGGCCUCCCGCUGCUGCUGCCGCGGUCUUCGGCCCAAUUGCACUCCAUGACAGCCUUCCGUCCUGCACGUCGCCCCCCCGGACGAUUGACCUGGAUCGGCCCAAUCCUGGGCCUCCUCGUCCUCCUCUUCCUCUACACCUGUCGCCACCAUACGCCAAUUCCGCGUCCGAUCACCCACCACUCCAAUGGCCCCUCCAAUUGUCCAGAUCUCCCAGCCCUCAAGGACAUCCUAGUUGUCCUCAAAACGGGCGUGACCGAGGCGCGCGAGAAAGUCCCCAUUCACCUCGAAACCACUCUCCGCUGCAUCCCAAACUACAUCAUCUGGUCCGACUACGACGAAAAGAUCAACGGCGUCCAGGUCCACGAUGUCCUCCGCAGCGUCUCCGACGACAUCAAGCAAACCAACCCCGACUUCGACAUCUACAAUCGCGUCCAGCAAAAUGGCAGAAAAGCCCUUACAACCGCCGACCUGAACCCGGACGUCAACUCCGCCAUCGGAAAACCCAACAACCCAGGCUGGAAACUGGAUAAGUGGAAGUUCCUUCCCAUGAUCGAGGAGACGUUAAAAGCGCACGACAACGCGAACUGGUACGUCUUCAUGGAGGCUGAUACGUAUUUCUUCUGGCCGAAUUUGAUUGCCUGGUUGGAGAAGCUGGAGUACCAAGAGCCGCAUUAUCUGGGGAAUCAGAUGCAGAUCGCCGACGUGGUCUUUGCGCAUGGAGGGUCGGGGUUUGUGCUUUCGGCGCCGGCAAUGCGGGCCGCGGUUACGUUGAGGGAGCGGGAUGUGAAAGCGUGGGAUCGCUACACGGGAGAGCAUUGGGCCGGGGAUUGCGUUUUGGGGAAGCUAUUGGCGGAUGCGCACGUAGGAAUGCUCUGGUCGUGGCCCGUGCUAAAUUCGGGACAGCCGGCGGAUAUUGACUUUUUCUCCGAGGGGUAUCUGAAGAAACCCUGGUGUUAUGCGCCGAUUGCAUAUCACCAUCUGCAGCCCGAGCAGAUUCGCGAGCUUUGGGAGUUUGAGCGGGCUUGGGCCCGGGAUGGGAAUAAAGAGAUGAUUGUGUAUCGGGAUGUUUUUCGGCAUAUUGUGCGGCCGAAGUUGGGUGGGACGGUGACCAAUUGGAAUAAUCGGCUUGGUGAGGCGCCGGGUAAAUCGAGUAUCAGCUUGGUGGAGUGCCGGGUGCUCUGCUAUAGUGAUACUAAAUGUGUACAGUUUAGCUAUGCAGAUGGGAGGUGUUGGACCUCCAAUGUGGCUGUGUGGGGAACUCAGAAGGAUGGAGUCUCUUCCGGCUGGAUCACAGAAAGAGUUGAUGCCCUAAUUGAAAGUAUGGGCGCCUGUCCUCAUGCAAAGUGGAUUGUUUGAAUGUGUUGUCAUGGCCCCAUGUCUUUCUCUUCCAUGUAUAAUUGAUGUCUUAUGAACGUGUUGUCUACGAUUGACCACUGUCGCACAGAGACCCGCAAGGGACCUCCACCCCCCUCUGAUCGUCCUCCGCCCAUUAGUAGACUCGAUCAACUUCUCACAUCCCCCUAUAACCCAAGUCCACUUUCGUAGGCAUUGCGGUAUCUCUUCCCAACUGUAUGAAUGACUGACUCCCACAGUAUUGACCCCUUCUUCGAAGGUUAGUGGAUUUAAGUAACGGUGAAGCGAAG
Molecule: messenger RNA, 1790 nt
Organism: Aspergillus alliaceus
Lineage: Eukaryota; Fungi; Ascomycota; Eurotiomycetes; Eurotiales; Aspergillaceae
Product: glycosyltransferase family 31 protein
Exons: 1
Coding region: 193-1503 (436 amino acids)
Source: RefSeq, a predicted model, not a curated record